Gossypium arboreum is the source of this 2718-nucleotide messenger RNA. Its product is annotated as probable methyltransferase PMT7. Gene Ontology annotation, molecular function: methyltransferase activity. NCBI's taxonomy places the organism in Eukaryota, Viridiplantae, Streptophyta, Magnoliopsida, Malvales, Malvaceae. Gene Ontology annotation, cellular component: trans-Golgi network; endosome; cytoplasm. The transcript is spliced from 8 exons. The coding region runs from base 579 to 2384 and encodes 601 amino acids. The record is from RefSeq and is a predicted model, not a curated record.
AUAACACUAACAAUUGAAUAAUAAAACUGAAAUUGGAAUUGAGAGUUUACAAAGAAUCCAAACCCUAAUCUAAAAUCUAAACUAAAAAUGAAAGGAAAAAUCCCCAAUAUCCCAAUACAAAUGAUUAAGCAUAACUGAUUGAAACUGUAUGGACGAAAACACCCUUGACAAUUUAAGUGGCCUCGUCCUAGGGGUGUUGCAGCAUCCUCAAGCCGAAAUACGUAUCAGGAUUAAUUUGGGCCGAAAUGCAAUCCACAUCUAAGUAGAGCAGCUUAACAAGUACUUUUAUCAAAUAAAAUGUAGUUUAUUAAGAAAAGUUUUUAUAGUAAAAAGAUGAAGGAAAACUGAGAAAGUGUUUUCCUGUAAAAUUGAUCGUUUGCAACACUACUCCAUUUAAAAACUUACCAGAGAUAUGCGCUUUACUAACUGGGAGCUCUAGAACUCUAGAAGGGAUUGGAAGAGGUUUUAUUGCUGAACUCCAAGCUGAAGCUCAAGGAACAGAGAUCUGAAUUUUCAAGUUGUUUCUGGGAUAACAAAGAAGCUAAAGGAAGAGGCAGCACAGAGCAACGACAGAAGAAAUGGGAGGGUACGCGCUGGGCUCGGCGUUUGAUUCAAAAUCAGGGCAGAUGAUAAUGGUGUCAUUGCUUCUAAUGUUUGGAUCUUUCUUCCUUGGCAACCUUUUCGGCAAUAAUGCUCCCAUUUAUGUCUCUCAAGUUUCUGAAACUUCUUCAUCGUCUUCGUCUCCAGCUGCUAUCUCUACAUUUAUUAACAAAGUUUCUCUUACUUAUCGAGAAACACCACUUGUAGUCCCAGCAAAUGGAAUGAAUAUAUGUCCAUUGAAGUUCAAUGAGUAUAUCCCUUGUCAUGAUAUCUCUUAUGUGAAGCAAUUGGCUCGAGACUUGAAUCUUUCCAAAAGCGAAGAGCUAGAGAGACACUGCCCUCCACUUGCAAAGCGUUUAUUUUGUUUGGUGCCACCACCACUAGAUUAUAAAAUUCCCAUAAAGUGGCCAGUGAGCAGGGACUAUGUUUGGCGAAGCAAUGUGAAUCAUACACAUCUAGCUGAAGUUAAAGGAGGACAAAACUGGGUGCAUGAGAAAAAUCAGCUGUGGUGGUUUCCAGGUGGUGGCACUCAUUUCAAGCAUGGUGCAGCUGAGUACAUUCAAAGACUAGGAAAUAUGGCAACUGACGAAACAGGUGACCUGCGUUCAGCAGGGGUAGUUCAAGUUCUCGAUGUUGGAUGUGGAGUGGCCAGCUUCUCUGCUUAUCUUCUUCCCUUGGAUAUACAAACAAUGUCUUUUGCACCCAAAGAUGGUCAUGAAAAUCAGAUUCAGUUUGCUUUAGAGCGAGGAAUUGGUGCAAUGAUCUCUGUCAUAGCCUCAAAACAGUUGCCAUAUCCAAGUAACUCUUUUGAGAUGGUUCAUUGUUCUAGAUGUCGUAUUGAUUGGCAUGAAAAUGAUGGUAUUUUACUCAAGGAAGUGAACCGCCUCUUGCGACCUAAGGGAUAUUUUGUCUAUUCGGCUCCACCAGCUUAUAGGAAGGAUAAAGAUUAUCCAGUAAUUUGGGACAAGUUGGUUGAUCUGACUACAGGAAUGUGCUGGAAACUUACUGCUCGAAAGGUUCAGACUGCUAUCUGGAUCAAAGAGGAAGAUCCAUCAUGCCUUAAGCAUAAUGCAGAGUUGAAACUCAUUGAUAUUUGUGAUGCCGUAGACGAGACUAAACCAUCAUGGAAGACUCCUCUAAUGAAUUGUAUACAGCUAGCAGGUGCAACAACAGCUACCAAGAAGCUCCCUCCUAGGCCUGAGCGUCUGUCAGUGUAUUCGGAGAGCCUCAGUAGAAUCGGCAUCAGCAGAGAAGAAUUUAGUUCAGACUCCAACUUCUGGCAAGAACAAGUUCACUAUUACUGGAGGCUGAUGAAUGUUAGCAGGACAGAGAUACGAAAUGUGAUGGACAUGAAUGCCCUUUUUGGUGGUUUUGCUGCCGCUUUGAAUGAAUAUCCUGUUUGGGUAAUGAAUAUAGUCCCUUCAAGCAUGCAAAAUACCUUAUCUGCAAUUUAUGACCGGGGUCUAAUUGGUGCUUUUCAUGAUUGGUGUGAACCAUUUUCAACAUAUCCACGUACGUAUGAUUUACUGCAUGCCAACCAACUUUUCUCUCAAUAUAAAAAUAGUGGAGAAGGUUGCCAGCUUGAGGAUAUCAUGCUUGAGAUGGACCGCAUUUUAAGACCUCAGGGAUUUGUUAUAAUUAGAGAUGAGGAUUCUAUUAUAUCAAGAAUUCAAGAUCUUACUCCGAAUUUCCUUUGGGAGUUUGAAUCACAUAUUCUGGAAAACAAGGAGAAGCAAAGAGAAACAUUGCUAAUUUGCAGAAAGAAGUUCUGGGCUGUUCUUUAAAACAUGUUUCUACAAAUAACAGGUGCUAACGAAGCAGCUGUUAGAUUUAAUUCAUGAUCCCGAGUGUGGACUUCAGCAUCCAAUCAACGAUCCCAGACUCGACAAUGUUUGUGUACCUCUUUCACUUGUUGUUUGGCACGUACGUAGGUUGUGGCUAUUUUGUUAGUAGACUAUGUCUAAAUUCACUUUUGAAUUGAGAAUGUUGAUGUAUGCUUUGGUUAAUCAUUUUGUAGUAACUUAUAAAUAGUUGAUGAAUAUGGUUGAAAUGGUAUAAUGCUGAAAAUGAUAAUGAUCCUAAUGAUAUAUAGGUGUGAAUGUUUGUGUUUGGUUGGAA